Molecule: messenger RNA, 2070 nt
Organism: Temnothorax curvispinosus
Lineage: Eukaryota; Metazoa; Arthropoda; Insecta; Hymenoptera; Formicidae
Exons: 9
Coding region: 475-1788 (437 amino acids)
Biological process (GO): detection of chemical stimulus involved in sensory perception of smell; sensory perception of smell
Cellular component (GO): plasma membrane
Molecular function (GO): olfactory receptor activity; odorant binding
Source: RefSeq, a predicted model, not a curated record
UUACAGUGCAACUAAUACAUUAAAUCAGCAAUUGUGACAGCUUACUAAGAUUUACAGUGCAGAUGUAAAUCAAAAUAAGUCUUUAUAGCAUUAAUAACAUAAUCUUCUCACAAUGCUCGCAAAGCAUGACGUAAAGAUCGCCGUUCCGACGAUUACAACCGCACAGUGAUAUUUCUACUAGUUAAUAGAUUUCGAGUUUGGAAUGAUGAUGACGUGCCGACACACACAUAACGCAAGAAGAGUACUGCAACGUCUCGCGUCUCGAAUAGAAAUGAAAGGACGCGAAAAACAUGAAAGCGCGACUUUACAAUUGCGCUUGCGUCGAUCGAACGGAGAGAGAAAUAUGCAUAUACUGAGAAAACAGAUAAUCGGUUCACGCAAGUAAUAAUGUUUACCCGAUGAGGGUUAUAGAUACUAUAUACUAGCCAACACUAGAACACUAGCCAAAUAUGUGUAUCCAAAGCUAUAAUUUGUAUGAUUAUUUUAAGCUAUAAGUAUUCUAUCGUAAUUUUGCGCGAGUUCAAUAGUUUAUUUGAGUACAUAAAAGUAACAAAUUAUAAACUGCAAUCAAACAUACCGAACGUACGAGAUAACUCGUGGAAAAAAAUUCGACACAAACGCGUUAUGACACUAGCACUGAAAUGGCAAGAUUGUCCUGUGAACGCUUACUAUAAAAAUAAUCGAAUUUUAUUACUAUGUGUCGGCUUAUGGCCGUAUCAAAAGUCUAUCUCCAGAUAUAUCGCAAUAACAUUAACGACGAUAAUACUUGUAUCGAGCGUAAUAUUUCAGUUAACGACUUUCAUCACAACAGAAUAUAAUAUAGACAUUCUUCUACAUGUUCUCGCGUAUAGUGUCCCAUGGCUAGCCUAUACAUUAAAAUAUAAUGUUCUCUGUUUAAACAUAAAACGGAUGCAAGCCCUUAUGGAACGAAUUCUUUGUGAUUGGAAUGAGUUAAAUGACGCGCAAGAAAUUGAAAUAAUAAAAGAAUACGCAGAUAUCGGAAGAUUUAUCACAUUGAUUACAAUAUUAUUCAUCUAUGUAUCUAUUUUUUCCUGCAUUCUGACACAAUUUCUAUCGAACUUUCUUCUGGACAUCAUAUCCAGUAGAAAUGAAUCACGUUCACGACAACUUCCGAUCCUAGUAGAAUGUUUUAUAGAUCAGCAAAAGUAUUUUUUUCCAAUUUUGUUGCUAGUAUGUCUUGUUGUCCUGUGCGGUCUAACCACAGUGGCAGCUACCGAAACACUUAAUAUGUCAUACACACAUCAUGCGUGCGGUUUAUUUGAAAUAGCCAGCUGUCGCAUAGAACAAGCAUUGCUCAAAAAUACGGUAGAAGGUAUUGCAUCUUCUACCGAAAGAAAUUCGAUGAUAUGUCAAAGGAUAAUCAACGGCUUUAAUAUGUACAAAAAAGCAAUCGAGUUUAUCGAAAUAUUAAAGAGAAGUUAUACAUGGGCAUAUUCAGUCUUAUUGCCUCUAGGAGUACUAUCGCUGAGUAUUAAUCUUUAUCGCCUUUCUCGAUUGAUAAUAUCCAAAGAAUAUUAUGAGAUGAUCGUUAGUUUUCUUUUCAUCCUUGGCCACUUUUGGUACAUGUUUUUCUGCAACUACUUGGGACAGAAAGUAAUCGAUCAUAGCAGUGAUGUUUUUCACAGAAUAUACAACGUGCAAUGGUACCUAGCUCCGUUGAGAGCGCAGAAGUUAUUGAUGCUUAUGAUGCAAAGGAGCAUGCGACAUUGCACUCUCGUCAUUGAUGGGUUAUUCAUUCCGUCAUUUGAGGGAUUUGCCACGCAUUAGUAACAUAAUCUUCACAAUGCUUGCCAAGUAUGACGCACAUAUUGAAAUUCCAACGAUUAUAACCGCACAGUGAUCUUCCUAGUCAAUGGAUUUCUAAUUUGUGGAAUAAUGUUAAUGUGCUGGCACACACAUGUCACAUGGCAAGAAAAGUACUGCAACGUCGCGCGUCUCGAAUAGAAAUGAAGAGACGCGAGAGAGACAUGAAUGCGCGAAGUUACCAUUGCGCUUGCGUCGAUCGAACGCUUGAGAGAAAUGCACAUGGCUGAGAAUACAGAUAAUCGG